AUGGGCUCAGAGCAGGCUGUGCUCUGGGUGUGCCGCUCUUCUCCCUCCCGCUCCGCCGAAUGUCGCCGCUCACAGCGGCCGCUCCGGGAGCAGAGGGGACCGGGAGCGGAGCCGGCGGCAGGCUUGAUUAACAGAUCUUGGAGUGGAUGGCACCAUUGCCAGGUGAUCAGUGCUGCAGAGACAAUCAUCCUUCCUUCUCUGAUUGGGAUUAUCUGUUCAACAGGCUUAGUUGGAAAUAACYUCAUUCUCGCUCUUGUUCAGCCAUUUCACCUAAUCCACACGAGACCAAAAUCCAAGACAAUUAGAGUCGAUUUAUGUUUAUGGGUGGUAUCACUUCUGAUGUUCCCUGUGCACACUCAAAAAGUGGUAAAGUUCAAAGAUGGUUUGGAAAGUUGUGCUUUUGACCUGAUCUCACCUACUGAUGUUCUCUGAUAUACACUUUAUCUUACCAUAAUAACUUUCAUUUUUCCUUCACCAGUUUUCUGUGAAAAGGAAGUUGAUUUCCAUUACAUUACACCACCAGUAUCCCCAGGCAGAGUUAUGAGGUUUAUCAGGACGCUGCCUGCUCUGAUCAGCGUGUUUGUGGCAAGCACUGCCCUCUUCCAUGUUAUCCAGCUCCUGAAUCUUGGAGCUUCUCAGCCAGCCCUGACCUUCUGCACGAGCUGUUACAUCUCCAUGUGCCUCAGCUGUGCCAGCAGCAGCGUUAAUCCCUUCCUCUACAUCCUGCUUCACAGCUUCCAGGAUCUCCAGUGGUGCACAAACACGGAGGUCAGGAUGGUAGAACAGAAUGUCAAUCACAGUGAAAACACGCUCAAGUCAAGUUUUUGAAAGGAGGUUCUUCUUCCAAGAAAAAAGGUUCUAUCUAUGUGUAGAUUUUUUUGUUUCCAAUAGAUGGGCCUGAUUUCACUUCCCUCGUUUGAAACUAAGAAGUGGCUUUAUUGCUGAAUCACAGCAGUGUCAAGCUGAGGAUCAGAAAGGAAUCUGCACCACAAUUUUCAAGGUUAAAUCUCCUAGAAUAGGGAUUCUCUGCAAAAGAAUUCUUUGCUACUGUGACACUGUCUAUUUUAUGAUGAUUUGUACAUAUGUUGCCCCCAAAAGGAUGGAGACCAAAGUCAGUUUUGAAAGACAGCAACCCUGAUAGUAAGAUAAAAUGACUGUGGAGGGCACUUGGGAUCUGUGUAUGAGAUCAUGGAAACUGUAAGUGAAUGACAAAAAAAGUGACUUGGCUAUUGAUGAGUCAGAAAGGUGUACUGUUGAUUUUCAUCCUAACUACAGCUGUCUCAUCUGGCACUCACAUCUGAGCAAUUAAAGUCGAGGGAGG
Molecule: messenger RNA, 1321 nt
Organism: Malurus melanocephalus (red-backed fairy wren)
Lineage: Eukaryota; Metazoa; Chordata; Aves; Passeriformes; Maluridae
Gene: MCHR2
Product: melanin concentrating hormone receptor 2
Biological process (GO): G protein-coupled receptor signaling pathway
Cellular component (GO): membrane
Molecular function (GO): G protein-coupled receptor activity
Source: RefSeq, a predicted model, not a curated record